UUGACUGCUGCAAAGCACGCGCGCGCCAACGCGACUGAAGCUGUGGGAACGACAGUAACAGAGACGCCGAUUGUAGACUCCAGCUUUGUAGGAGAGUUUGGACCGUCCCCGUCCCGUGAAAGUAGGAAGAGAACGUCAGUUGAUUCUGGUAGCACCACCCCGAGCACCAGUGCUGCUAAGUUCAGCCGGCGAGUAGUCCCCUUCAAAUAGAUCACACUCGGCAGCUUUAGACCCUCAGACUAGUAAGCACAAGGCACGCCCUUGCCUCUGAACAGACCCGCACACUCUUGGCGUUCAUUAGCGGCGUGCAUCAACCCCGCACGACCAGAAACCCGCCUCCCGGAGUUGAAGCGCCUAGGCCCGAUGCCAUCAGCAACCACGUCAGCACCUACGCCAUUAACCAUGGAUCCGUCUAACCUACGUCGUGCUCGUCAUCUAUUUCUCCUCCUGCUCCUCAGCUCGCUCCUUUCAGCCGUCCCCGCCUCUCGCGCACAGGAAGUCUCCAACUCUGACUUCCUCUUUCAGCUUACACCCAACUCGUUUCUCUUCCCAACUUCCAUCUUCACUCCCUCCUCCUCCUCCUCCUCCUCCUCCUCCUCCUCCUCCUCCUCCUCCUCCUCCUCCUCCUCCUCCUCCUCCUCCUCCUCCUCCUCCUCCUCCUCCUCCUCCUCGCGACUCGCAUCCGCGCGACAAUCCGGGAUAUUUCCCGGCAGCAACGGCGCAGAAAGCGCGGGAAGCACUCAAGCAGCGGCAUCGUCGGGCAAGCCCGUGAACCGCUUCAAGACAGGGCCCAUCCGGCGAAGCCCGUCGCCAACGCAACCGUCACCACGCCCCUCCCCCAAAACGUCCCCGCGACCCUCCCCCAAACCGUCUCCCUCCCCGUCGCCUAGGCCCCCCGCGACCCAGCCGGACCCGAUUCCGCCGGGGGGGGGCGAGUGGGCGGGGCCUGGGCGCGGGGCGGAGUAUCUGGUGAAGCUUCCGCCGCUUCCGCCCCGCCAGCAGUUUAACGUGCGGCGCUUCGGCGCGCUCGGGAACGGGGCGAAGGACGAAACCCGCGCGUUUGCCGCCGCGUUCGCCGCGGCGUGCUCGUUCGGCCGCGCGCAGAACCUGCCGACGGCGGUGAUCGUGCCGCAGGGGUGGUACGCCGUGACUUACCUCGAGAUGGAAGGACCGUGCGGCCCGGGCUUGGUUUUUAAGCUGGACGGCGUGAUCCUCGGCCCGACAGGCCCGUUCGUGGCGCCCGCGCGAGACGCGGUGCUCUCCUUCAGCUCCAUCCCGCGGCUCAUGGUGUCGGGGCGCGGCGCCGUGGACGGGCGCGGCGCGCAGUGGUGGCGCAUGUGGGAGGCGGGGCAGCUGCGCGUGGACCGGCCCAUGCUGAUGACGGUGUACCGCUGCAACAACUCGGUCAUCCAGGGCAUCACGCUGCGUAACCCAGGCACGAUUCAUCUCAAGAUUUCGCGAACGAUAGGCGCUGUGGUGAUCAACGUGACAACAACGAGCCCCUCCGACUCACCCAACACCGACUCCAUCCAUAUCUCUGCCAGUCGGGGUGUGACUGUAAAGAGAUGCACGCUGCACGGGGGAGACGACAACGUGGUGAUUGAAGCGGGGUCCAACAACGUGCGUGUGGAGGACACGUGGUGCAUUGCAGGCCAUGGAAUAAGCAUCGGCAGUCUAGGCGACAUGGGAUCCACAGCGUGCGUGCAGAACGUGGUGAUUAAGAACGUGGUUCUCAUGGCGCUCUCCAACGGGCUCAGAAUAAAGACGUAUCAGGGCGGCUCGGGGUCGGUCUCCAACGUGAGCUACAGGAACGUGUACAUGGUGAACGUUAAGAGGCCCAUAGUGAUUGACCAGCACUACUGCGAUCGAAACUCCGUGUCUCACUGCGAGGAAUCUUCCGACCAUGCCGUGGCCAUAUCUGAUGUCUCCUAUUCCAAUAUAAUCGGCACCACAGACUAUACGGAGGGCAUUUACCUCAACUGCUCGUCUACAGUGCCGUGCCGAGGAGUCACGUUCAAGGACAUCAACAUCACGCCUUCGGCCUCGCUUCGUGAGCCGCUAAGACCCAGGAUCGCCCAUGUGUUCGGCGGGAUACGGAACGUGGUGGCGCCGAAGCUGUUUCCGCGGCAGAUCCCCAUGGGGCCGGUGCCGUUGUAUCAGCAGGCAGCGGCACGACGAAUGGCCAGCCUGUGCCGGAUGGCGUAGCGUUUUUGAAAUCGACAGUAGGAUUUUCAACCUGUAAAACUUUUGGCCAGCUUAUGCUGCCCAACUAGUUAUGGGGCUUUGGGAGGGUACGAGGGUGCAAGACCCUUGUUGCAUUUUAGUGGAAAUGGACGUACAUGUACCAAUACUAAUGAAGAGGCUGUUAAUUUAUAUAUUUUGUUAUAUAAUUGGUAUACUUGGUAGGUUUUAU
This is a messenger RNA of Closterium sp. NIES-67, 2413 nucleotides long. The record is from the annotation of a GenBank genome assembly. Lineage: Eukaryota; Viridiplantae; Streptophyta; Zygnematophyceae; Desmidiales; Closteriaceae.